This is a messenger RNA of Mercenaria mercenaria, 784 nucleotides long. RefSeq names its product succinate dehydrogenase assembly factor 3, mitochondrial-like. Lineage: Eukaryota; Metazoa; Mollusca; Bivalvia; Venerida; Veneridae. The record is from RefSeq and is a predicted model, not a curated record. The coding region runs from base 129 to 488 and encodes 119 amino acids. Gene Ontology annotation, biological process: mitochondrial respiratory chain complex II assembly; succinate metabolic process. Gene Ontology annotation, cellular component: mitochondrial intermembrane space; mitochondrion. The transcript is spliced from 3 exons.
CUGGUAUAUAAAUUUAUAAUUUUCACACUACUGUUUUCUCACGGUUAACACCGGACAAAAUGUCAACAAAGUGGAAGGUGGUUGAACUUCAAACAGAAACAGUCAAGGAUCAUUGAGUCAGAAGUGAAAUGGCCAAAGUGUUGAACCAUACCAGCCACGUACGGGCUUUAUACAAAGCUUUGUUGAAAUUACAUAGGGGUUUGCCUUUUAAUAUGCAAGCAAUGGGCGACCAGUAUGUGAAAGAUGAAUUUCGGAGGCACAAGAAAUGUACAGCAAAAGAGGCAGAAACAUUUAUGGAUGAAUGGACAAAGUAUUACCUGACACUGGCGAAGCAGCUUGCAGCCAGGAAAAAGACACAGGUGAUCGGAAGUAACCUAUCUCCAGAAUUUUUAGACAAUUUUAAUGAUGAACAAGUUGCACAGUUAGUUGAACUACAUAAAACAGCAACUGAUAGAGAAGGAAUUACCUCUGAAACCGAAUCUUCAUGACCAGUGUUUAUUGUAGGAUAAUAGUUUGUAGAUCUAGUUUUUAAUGUAAGAUAGUUUUUUAUUGUUAUAUGUUUGUGAUAACUGAUAUGUUUUCACCAGCUAAAUCAGUGUCAAGGUUUUAUUCUAGGAAAAGGAAACAAAAAGUUUCAGGUCUUACAAGACUUACAUAUGAAACAUGUUUUAUUAUGUGCUUUAAAGAACUGAAUGUUAGGGUAAUGUCAUUGUGUAUUUUCCAUACAUACAUGUAUUAUACAUGUUUGGGUCAUGCUUUAUAAAAAUAAAAUGUUCACAGUAUA